Molecule: messenger RNA, 1799 nt
Organism: Plectropomus leopardus (leopard coralgrouper)
Lineage: Eukaryota; Metazoa; Chordata; Actinopteri; Perciformes; Serranidae
Product: sialoadhesin-like
Source: RefSeq, a predicted model, not a curated record
GAUGUUUCCUGAUUUGUUUCACAAUUUUUCAGUCUGUCAGUCAGUGACUUUACGCUCUGCUCAUUUUUCAGACAGCAGACGUAUUUGAAGUCCAAUCCUAAGAAGAAAACUAAGGAUGGCAGUUUGGGACAAAAAUAUUCUCUGGGGCUUCGUGUUCCUUCUGGCAGGUGCAGUGGGUCAAAUUGUGAACUAUCCACCUCCUGUUUGUGCCAUGAAAGGCUCAACUGUCACGCUCUCCUGCACCUUCAAAACACUGAAGUUUGCUGGUGGAAUAAAAAUUGUGAUUUACAGAGUCGUCUGGUGCAAGAACCAUGAGAUUUGUCAGGGCACCACUCCGUCUGUGUACGACAGUGAAUCAAUCAACAACAACAACAACCCUCGUUUCAGAUACCUGGGAGACAAGACAGGAAACUGCACUUUACAGAUCACAGAUAUUCAAGACAGCGACAAAGGAACUUAUCGCUUCAGAGUGGAAACUGAUCACAGUUCAGCAACUUUUACUGGCCAACUAGGAGUGAAUGUCAUGGUCGAUCUGACUCCAAUGACGAUACGCAGCUCCAGCAACGACAGAGAGUUUAAAAUAGGGGAAAAUGUCAUGCUGCAAUGCACUGCAGUAUGCACUUUCAACCAGCUGGAGGUCGCCUGGUUCAGAGAUGACCACACCCUCUUAGAGACUGGCCCCGCCCUCCAGCUCGGCCCUCUGACUGGAAAGGAUUCUGGGAAAUACACCUGUGGUUUGAAGAGCAACGUCAGCACACGCUCUAAGCCGUUUCACCUGCGUGUGGAGGCUGAGAAAGAGCCUGAAAGGUUUGAAGAAGCAGGUGUUAGCCCGUCUGUGAUAGCUGGUUUAGCGUUGGGCGUCCUGCUGGUUGUCCUCAUUGUCAUCGUGGUCAUCUGCAUCAUCAAAAGGAAGCGAGCAGCAGCAGCAGAUCAGCAGCAGUCAGCUGUGGGCGGUGACCUGGACCAAAAGCAUCCUGAUAACGUCUACAGUAACAUCCUGGGGCCGGCUGAGGAGGAGCCUGCGGAGGACGUGAGCUACGCCGCCGUCCAGUUCCAACACAAGAAGCAGGCCAGGCCAGUGGAGGAGGCAGAGGAGGCGGAAGUCGGCGUCAUCUACAGCUCGGUCGCCAGCAGAGGCUGAAGUCAUUCACGCUCACAGGACGACCGGAAACCGUCGACGCGAUGGUGCGACGUCACAGCGGCACCUGUCGAGACUUCAGCAGCCUGGAGGUUUGCUGCCGUACGUUCAGCUGACGAACUUCAACAGUGUGACCGUCAGUUAAAAAUGAUAACCAUAAUGUUAUUUUAGAAACAUCUAAAGCCGAGCUGAAAAUCCCAAAAUAUCUUAAUGAGCUUUGUAGGUUGAUGUCAGUAUUGUUAGUUUGUGAUCGUAGUUUUAAAAAAAUAAAAACACAGGAGGUUCCUUUGGAGUCAGUGUACUUAGAUAAUGAAAUAACUAAAUAAAUAAUUAGAUAUUAUCUGUCAUGCAUGUGAAUCUGACCAGCUGAGACGGGUUUGAACUGUGACUAUGUUCAUUUAAUUACACACACGCACACACACACACACACACACACACACACACACGACAAUGUGACUGUAAUAUUUAUACAGAUAAUAUUAUUCAGAUCAUACAAAGCUGAGCUGAAGAUCCCAAAAUAUCUUUAUAGGGUAGUUUGUGUGUAAAUGUCUUUCCCAUUGUACAUUUUCUACUUUUUUAUAAAUAUGUAGCAACAAAGACACACAGCAGGUUCCUUUGGUGUCAGUGUUUACGAAAUAAAUAAAUGAAUAAUAUCAUAUUA